UACCUCCUCAAUUACUUACUUACAUGUACAUGUAUAACAAACGAAUGGUUUUGCCCGAACAGUUUGGAGCUUUUUUGUCAAGGAAAAUCAGAACAUAAGUUUUGGAAAGUUGUACGCUAGGAAAACAGAUCUAGAAUGGAGGGGGAGGAAGAGGAAGAGGAACCGCCACUGCCUAAAGAACUGUUAGCAGAAUUUGCUGAGGCUUUCGACUUCUUUGACAUGAAACAGACUGGCACUAUAACGACACAGGAACUGUUUUCCGUCCUCAGGGCCAUGGGUCAGAACGCUACAGAAGCUGAACUCAACAGCAUGGUCAACGAAGUGGAUGCCGAUGGAAACGGAACUGUCGAAAUUGACGAGUUCGAAGAGAUGAUGCUAAACAAGAUAGACGAAGAAGUUGGGCCGGAAGUGGAUGAAGAAACCUUCGCGUUAUUUGAUACAGACGGGGAUGGUUUUAUCGGACCGGAAGAACUUCUGACGAUGAUGCGCAAGUUCGGGAAGAAUGUGUCUGAGGAUGAGGUCAGGAUUAUGAUUAAAGAUGCCGACAAAGAUGGUGACGGUAAAGUAAGCUUUGAAGAAUUUUGUGAAAUGAUAGCCGGAGAUCCUUGACGAAAACACGAAUUGCAAAAAGAAGUGUUUACUUUCCUAAAGGACAUCAAAUACUUCUGUGGAGUGAAAUAAUAUAACUUGACGUCACGGGAUAUGACCACAUGACGUCACGCCACAGGCAGAUUGCCAUCAUUGUUCCGCAGAGUGAAGAUAGGGCGAAUGUGAUCCAUAAGUCCACUGGAACGUCGUUAGAGGAUCAUGUUCUAAAAUUAGACAGAUUUUAAUGAAAUUAUUGUCUCGUUAAUGAAGAAAAUCCCAUGUUAAGUAUCCAAACUAACUAUUUUUUCAGUUAACUGUUUUCAUC
Molecule: messenger RNA, 913 nt
Organism: Mizuhopecten yessoensis (Yesso scallop)
Lineage: Eukaryota; Metazoa; Mollusca; Bivalvia; Pectinida; Pectinidae
Product: calmodulin-A-like
Exons: 5
Coding region: 136-609 (157 amino acids)
Molecular function (GO): calcium ion binding
Source: RefSeq, a predicted model, not a curated record